Molecule: messenger RNA, 4620 nt
Organism: Xenopus tropicalis (tropical clawed frog)
Lineage: Eukaryota; Metazoa; Chordata; Amphibia; Anura; Pipidae
Gene: nrf1
Product: nuclear respiratory factor 1
Exons: 12
Coding region: 153-1736 (527 amino acids)
Biological process (GO): regulation of transcription by RNA polymerase II
Cellular component (GO): nucleus
Molecular function (GO): DNA-binding transcription factor activity
Source: RefSeq, a predicted model, not a curated record
CGUCCCGAAGCAGGGAAACGUCAGAACGUCAGUGACGUAACCCAGUCCUGGCCGUGUGCAGCGUGGGUUCCCGCAGCCAUUGCAGCUUAGAGAGGUCCCCGCUCGUGUGUCACGGCGCAGGCUCGCUGUAGCGCAGCCGCUCUGAGUAAACCAUGAUGGAGGACCAUGCAGUUACGCAGACAGACAGCCUAACCACCAUUGAAGCCCAUACAGUGGCCCACUCUGUAGCCCACUCUGUGCAGCAGGUUCAACAGGUUCAUGUUGCCACAUACACAGACCACAACAUGCUAAGUGCUGAUGAAGAUUCUCCAUCCUCUCCCGAAGACACGUCCUAUGAUGAUUCAGAUAUCCUCAAUUCAACUGCUACAGAUGAGAUUACAGCUCACUUAGCUGCAGCAGGACCUGUUGGAAUGGCAGCUGCAGCCGCUGUUGCAACAGGAAAAAAACGAAAGAGGCCUCACAUAUUUGAGUCUAACCCUUCCAUCCGGAAGCGGCAACAAACACGCCUUCUCAGGAAACUGCGAGCAACUCUGGAUGAAUAUACCACCAGAGUAGGACAGCAGGCUAUUGUUCUGUGCAUCUCUCCAUCCAAGCCAAACCCAGUUUUUAAAGUCUUUGGAGCUGCUCCUCUAGAGAACGUGGUCCGCAAGUAUAAGAGUAUGAUUCUGGAGGACCUGGAGUCUGCUCUGGCAGAACAUGCCCCUGUACAGCAGGACAUCAACUCAGACCUCCCUCCUCUGACUAUUGAUGGUAUACCAGUGUCUGUUGAUAAAAUGACACAGGCUCAGCUCCGAGCAUUUAUCCCUGAGAUGUUAAAGUAUUCUACAGGAAGGGGAAAACCUGGGUGGGGCAAAGAGAGCUGCAAGCCAAUCUGGUGGCCCGAUGAUAUCCCGUGGGCUAACGUUCGCAGUGAUGUCCGCACGGAGGAACAGAAGCAGAGAGUUUCCUGGACUCAAGCACUACGAACAAUAGUAAAGAAUUGCUACAAACAGCAUGGAAGGGAGGAUCUAUUGUAUGCAUUUGAAGAUUCACAAACAACACAGGUGGCAACAACACAUGGUAUUGCACACCUUGUGCCCUCACAAACUGUGGUACAGACUAUCAGUAACCCAGAUGGCACAGUGUCUCUCAUUCAGGUUGGCACAGGGGCUACUGUUGCAACUCUAGCAGAUGCAUCUGAACUUCCAACAACAGUAACAGUGGCACAAGUUAAUUAUUCUACGGUCAGUGAUGGUGAGGUGGAGCAGAACUGGGCCACGCUACAAGGGGGUGAGAUGACCAUCCAGACAACACAGGCAUCGGAAGCAACCCAGGCAGUAGCAUCAUUGGCAGAAGCAGCAGUGGCAGCAUCACAUGAUAUGGCGCCAGGAGCAACGGUGACAAUGGCAUUGAACAGUGAAGCUGCGGCGCAUGCUGUAGCUACCCUAGCCGAAGCCACCCUGCAGGGGGGAGGGCAGAUUGUUUUGUCGGGAGAAACUGCAGCAGCUGUUGGAGCCCUGACCGGAGUGCAGGAUGCUAAUGGUGCAAUUUGGAAAAGAAUUGUGAUGAAGGAGAGUGAUGGCAGAAAUAAAGGUCUAGUGCAGAUUCCUGUCAGUAUGUACCAGACUGUGGUCACCAGCCUGACCCAGGGUAAUGGGCCUGUACAAGUCGCUAUGGCGCCAGUCACCGCACGAAUAUCUGACUCUACAGUGACUGUGGAUGGGCAGGCAGUGGAGGUAGUGACAUUGGAGCAAUGACUGUCGGGCCCUGGAGGACACGUUAGAUGACCUUGGAGUUCCCAAAGUUCUGAUGAGUUCUUCUGGGCGUCAACAACACAUGGAAUUUUUUUGGAGUGACAGUUCAAAGGCUUACCAAAAGAGUCAGAGACAUAUUUUUAUCAUUGAACUUUGUAUAUAUAUAUAUAUAUAUAUAUAUAUAUUCCCAUGUGCUGGUCUUGUUCCUUUCUUAAAAUGUUUAAUUUAUUUCAUUAAAAAAAGCAAAAUAUGUUUCCAGUUUAAAAUUCUAAGCUCUGGGAAGGUCACUGAGGGACAGCAAACCCAUAGCUGACUGUAUUUAUAAACCGCUUCAUGUCGUCCCAGAAAUCUGCCGAUAACAUGGAUGAUUUGGAAGCAAAGGUUUUGCUGCCAGAAUGCCUGUUCCUUUCCUGCUGGGUAUCUGGCUACUUAGAGAUACUAUCAUAUAGUUCUCAUUUCUGCAUCAGAUUUACUUAUCACCUGUAACUAGCAUGGGAGUUCUGCUUAAGAAACAGGCAGAAGUCGCUUCCUUUUAACAUUUUCUGUCAGUGGAAUAAGUAACAGCAGCUGUCUGCAUUGUAGUAAGGGGCACGGAAUCAUUAUAUAACCGUGGUGCCUUAUAUCGAACACUCAGAAUGAGAGCAGACAUAGAACAUUGAUGUCUCUGGGGAAAAAGCAGAAUGGAAAUUUGCAAAUCUGUUAAUGAGGCUGAGCAUGGAAUGAAGCUCCUCAUGAACUGCUAUGGCUUCCUAAUUUCUGGUAUAGCAAGAAAACCCAUAGCACAACCAGAAUUGCACUAAAAAUGUUUUUAUUUUUUAAUGUAUCUUUGCAUGUAGCCACAUUAUUUUGGCCAUGUGGAAGUGGAAACACUGGCAGUUUUGGUUGAUAGUGGCAGGUGUCCAUAUUAUGGCAGAUACAUGGCCCUGCUAAGCUGUUGGCUGUCAGAUCUGUUAAUUCUUAGUUGGCGUUGCACAGAGGAGAUUAUUUUUUCAUACAAAAUCAAUCUACAGAGCAAUCCUUUAGCAAGUUUCCUAGCAAGCGUGUUGGGCUUUUUAUGUACUCAACAAAAUUAUUGUAGCUUGGCCUGGAAUGCAUCUUCUUUAUUAGGUAUUUUAAAGGAGAAAAACAGUGAUGAGCUUUAGUUUCUUUUUAGAACCUCACAGAUCAGGGGAUCAUGGUUAAAGCCAUUUCACUAGGGACUGAUUUGUAAAUAAACUGCUGAUCGCAGUGGUGGUCAAAAUGUCCAAUGUGCGAUCAGUGAGAGCAUAGUUCUGUCUUCCCAAUUUUUAGAAACAUGGGGCCUGAGGCAUGUGUAGCAGUGACUAGACUGAGCAGAGGCCUGACUGUCACCCUGCCGGUGCUUCUGCCACCACAUUUCCCAUAGAUCAUAAUAUGGGACGCAGUUAGAGGAAUUGGGGGGCAUUUUGACAGCCACUGUUUCCUGCCUAAUGGUAGAACAGGUCAUGUGAUACUAAUUAAGCUCUCUAGUCUCACCUACUUUUGAUCUUUCAUUUACUGAACACAGUAAUAUGUGCUAGCCUUGUAAGUAAAUACUCAUUUGAAAGUUACAUUCCAGUUACUGUUUAUAUAUACACAUGUUUUUAACUGUCCUAUCAUAAUUAGAGAAUACAUGCUGUAUGCUCACGGGCACCCUCAGUGCUGCUGUCAGAUUAGUUGUACCUUUAUCACUUCUUUUGGGAAAUUUUAUUUCCAUAAAAGAAAAAUUAGUUACCUUUUAAAAUUCCAAUAAAAAUGAGAUUAGUUCUAAUAAUAUGAUAGGUCGGAUCUGUCCCCAGGGGCAUGGGGGAGUUUGCAGGAGUGCAUUUUAUUGGCGGCUUGUCCUGUGCUGGUUGUGUCCAGUUAUAUAUGCUGCCAACAAUGCACAAAGUCCAUUCUCAAACACUUUCAUGUGUUUGGAUCAGACCGGCCAGACUUCAGUGAAUGAAGAGAAAUGAUCCCAACUGGUACGAAUAUCAUUUCUUUAACUCUUAUUUCACAAUGGCAAUUAUUUCUAUUUAAAUUGGAUUCAUUAACCCAUUUAAGACAGAUCUAUUGUAAUAUUUUUAUGUAAAUACAUUUUCACAGCAAGAUGAAUUUCAACCGAAAUACUAAACUUACUGGACUAAGUAUUAAAAUGGAUGAUUGUAGUGGUCAACACUGUUUUUGUUUUUUAUGGUGUCUCAGUAAAAUGAUACAAAAGACAACAGUUUCCUGUUCAAUAGCUCAAUAUUGUAUUGGGUUUUUUUUUCUUCCUAAAAUAAAUAAUUUAAUAUUUCCCUGAAUUUAGCCAAUAAGUGACGUUACAGAUGAACCCUGUUUGCGUCAGCCAAACUUUGCUUCCAAAAUAGAGCCCUGAGAGAUUCCAUCCCGCAUGUGUGAAACCUUACCGUGACGCUAGCCAUCCCCUAGCAACUCUUUCUCUCUUGUUUUCUGCUUCUUCCCCAAAGUAACCAAAUUAAUCAAUGGGACUGUGGUGCAGCAGGGUGAGGAAGGGAUGCUAACAAUAUAUCAGUCCCUAGCUUCUGAUUUCUUUUUUUUUUUUUUUUUUUUUUGCAAAUCAUGUAACCUGUAUAGCAAAUGUUUUUGUGUAUGUUUAGGAUAUAUAUAUAUAUGCCAGGUCUAGCUUGUUAAACUUUUUUUUUUUUUUUUAAAUGUGUUGUCAGUUUUCAUUGACUUAAAUAUUUGUUUACUGCAACUAAAAUUUUACUGCAAGAAACUUCAUAAACUGUACCAAGACGUUGGAUUAAUUUAUCCAGUCUUUCAGUGUGCAUUGAGCAAAUAAAUUGUUCAACAGGCCUGUGUGUGCUUUAUUGCUGGAGGGCUGAGUUUCUAUAUGGACUAAACACUUUAGAGCCUAUUUAUUAUUCUGUGUAAAAUAAAUGACAAA